UCUCUCUCUCUCUCUCUCUCUCAUAUAUAUAUAUAACGAUCUGAGAAAUUAAUCAGGGGGGCGAUACAGGUCCGAUCGUGUACUGCCUUCUUCCUUCUGUUUCUUUUCCUCUUCUUUUCGCCGGCUACGAUCGGCGGGUGGAAGGAAGGGGGAAAGAAGAAGGAAGAAGGAAGAAGGAAGGGGAGGAGGGAAUGGAGGUGGAGAAAAUGAAGCCGGUGGUGCUGAUGGUGAUGGUGCAGGUGGUUCUGGCGGGGAUGAACGUGCUUUACAAGCUGUCGGUGGCGGAGGGGAUCAGCCUUCGGGUGCUCAUCGCCUACCGCUUCCUCUUCGGCGCUGCCCUCUUAUGCCCUUUCGCCUUCUUCGUGGAGAGGAAGAACAGGACGAAGUUGACAUGGAUGGUGGUAGGGCAGGCUUUCUGCUGCGGCUUUUUCGGGUCAACAUUAGCACAAAAUUUCUACAUUUCGGCGAUGCGGAUGACUUCAGCAACAUUUGUAAGUGCAAUGGCCAACCUGCUUCCUGCCAUCACUUUCAUCCUCGCCAUACUUUUUCGACUAGAAAGGCUGGCAAUAAUGACGGCAGCAGGGCAAGCCAAGGUGGUAGGAACGCUCAUAUGUAUCGCCGGGGCCAUGCUGCUCACGUUCUAUAAGGGCCCAAGUUUCAACUUCUGGACCAUCCAUGCCCACCUGCUGCACCAGCACGCCGGCGGACUCCAGCCCAGUAACCCAUCCAUGGGCUCGCUUCUAGCCACGGCCAGCAAUUUCUGUUAUGCAAUGUGGUUGAUAAUCCAGGCCAAGAUGACAGAGAAGUACCCACAUCCAUAUUCCAACACAGCACUUAUCUGCCUAAUGGCUGCCAUCCAAUCCACUUGCAUUGCUGCGGUUACUGAUCGCGACCCCGCUGCCUGGAAGCUUGUCUGGGAUGUUAAGUUUCUCACAGUCGCUUACGCGGGGAUAUUGGUUACAGCGUUGAUGAUGCCACCCAUUUCAUGGUGCCUACAGAAGAGAGGUCCACUCUUUGUUUCAGUAUUCAAUCCUCUGAUGCUUAUUAUAGUGGCACUUCUGGGCUCCCUCCUCCUCGAUGAGAUUCUCCAUCUCGGAAGCAUUCUUGGUGCUGCUCUGAUCAUCGUUGGACUGUACUCUGUGUUGUGGGGCAAGGGGAAGGAGAUGCAGAAGCUUGUGAAGCUGCCCAGCCGAAGACCAUCAGCCCCAGACAGUGCUGCCGUGUGCCCAGAAUCUCAGGCUUCAGAUCGUGACGAGAAAUCAGAAGGCAGCAGGAAAGAAAGCAACCCUCCUGGCUUAAUCCUCGCCGCGUGAUCAAGAUUUUUUCUCAGGAAAAAUUUUCUCAAGUAGACUGUAACUCUUGACAUUGGGCAUUGGGGAAGAGUCGCUAUUUCUGUCGAGAGAAAAGAGAGACAUGGAACUGCAAUAUCUUUGAUCACAGUGAAUUAAAACCUCCAACAAACAAAAAGAAAAAGGAAAAGAAAACAUGUUCAGACAUGCAUGCGAUGUUCAAGCAAUGAUGCAUGAAACGACGUCGAGUUGCCAACAUCUGCGCAUGUAGAGUACAUGGACUAACAGGAAUCAAAAAGAAGG
Messenger RNA from Nymphaea colorata (pocket water lily), 1592 nucleotides. Its product is annotated as WAT1-related protein At1g68170-like. Lineage: Eukaryota; Viridiplantae; Streptophyta; Magnoliopsida; Nymphaeales; Nymphaeaceae. Gene Ontology annotation, cellular component: plasma membrane. The record is from RefSeq and is a predicted model, not a curated record. The coding region runs from base 192 to 1313 and encodes 373 amino acids. The transcript has 7 exons. Gene Ontology annotation, molecular function: transmembrane transporter activity.